UUUUGACACACGCCCACUCCAACUCAGACAUCCACACUUGUCUGUCCAGGCUGUCCAAAGAUGACGCUCGCCUAACUGAACCCGAACGAACUUUGAAUGGACGCUCAGCAUGGAACUUUGCCAUGCUCUUUUCACAUAGAUGCCUCCGUCCUUCUGUGACGUUGAUGGACUUUGAUUCAAUAACUAACCUCAAGUGUGUACUGUCUUUUCACAUGCUGCAUGUGUACUUUUAAAGUUAUCCACAGCUUCAGUAGGUAAAGAAAUUAACAGUACAUGAUGACAAACUUUGAUGAGCUUCUACAGCACGCUGGGGACUUUGGACCCUUCCAGAAAAGAAUAGCUUUUUUAGGAUCUUUACCUGUUUCAUUGUUCGCAUUCGUUCUCGUUGGAGUCGUGUUCCUUGGAAAUACACCAGAUCACUGGUGUAAAAUUGCAGGUGCUGCUCAUGUGCAAGAGGAUUGUGGUGUCUCUGUGGAGGAGGUGUGGAACCUCACUGUUCCUCAUGCUGGUCCACAUGGCUCUCACAGUAGAUGUGCUAAGUUUGAUAUGGACUGGAACUUUAGUGCAAUCAGCUGCAGUGACCUGAUUCACUGGUCCAUACCCACUAAUACCACACCAGUCUCUUCUUGUGAUGAGGGAUGGAUGUUUGAUCUGACUUGGACUACUGUUGUAACAGAGUUUGUAUUGGUCUGUGAGCAGUCCUGGCUCGCUGACCUGAACCAGGCAUCUUUAGCUGCAGGGUUUUUCACAGGAGCCUUUGUUUCCGGAUAUGUAGCUGACAGGUUUGGAAGGAAGUUAUGUUUCAUUGGCUCAAUUCUUGGCCUUGGAGUGUCAGGGAUGUGCAUUAUCAUUUCACCUUAUUACCCCUUGUUCCUAGUCUUCAGAUGUUUGCAGGGUUUUUUUGCAAAAGGAGCAUGGACAACCACUUAUGUGCUGGUUAUUGAAUUCUUCGGAUCAAACAACAGGAAAUUUGUUUCUGUCAUGUCCCGUACCCUGUACUCCACUGGUAUGGUUUUCAUUCCUGGUCUAGCUUAUUACAUUCAUUCUUGGAAAAACCUGCAACUGACCAUGACACUCCCGAUCUUUAUCUUUCUGGUUUAUUACUGGGUUAUGCCUGAAUCUCCCAGAUGGCUGCUGUCACAAGGGAAGACAAGGGAGGCUAUGAGCAUUGUUGAGAACGUUGCCAAGUGCAAUAAGAGAUCAAUGCCUGCAGAUUUACAGGAGAUGGAUGUUUUGGUGGGACAGCAAGAAAUUGUUCCUCCUUCAUUUAAAGAUUUGUUCAGAACACCAAAAAUGAGAAAACACACCAUCAUCUUAAUUUAUGCAUGGUUUACAAGCACUGUGGUAUUCCAGGGUUUAUUACUCCGUCUGGGGAUCACAGGGGAUAAUGUCUUUUUGGAUUUCUUCAUCUCAGCUGUGGUUGAACUGCCUACUGGACUUAUAUUUUACCUCUUGGUGGACAGAGUAGGCAGACGUCCACUUUUAGCAGCUGCAAACUUAAUUGCGGGAGUUGCUUGCUUGAUUGUCCCUUUUAUUACACAGAACCUCUCCUGGCUGAGGAGAUCCAUUGCAAUAAUAGGAAGGCUGGCUGUUGCCAUUGGGUUUGAAACAGUGAAUUUUACCAACUCAGAGCUGUAUCCCACUCCCUUAAGAAACUUGGGUGUGUCUGUCUGCUCAUCUGCCAGUGAUAUUGGAGCAGUUGCAGCACCGUUUCUUCUCUACAGAUUAGCUAGUGUAUGGCAGGAGCUUCCCCUCUUACUGUAUGGUGUCAUGUCUCUUGUAUAUAGUGGUCUGGUAAUGAUGUUGCCAGAAAUGAAAGGUGUUGAUCUGCCAGAGACCAUAGAUGAUGUGGAGAACAGAGGGAAGAAAGAUGUGCAAAAGGUUGGAAAGCCUAACAACAUUAUAUGACCCUGGUGAUGAUGUACAUGAAUCUCUGAAAGCUGGCACUACAAGAGCCAACCAGCAAUUAUAUCAUUGCUGUUUUAAACAAUAAAUGUAGCCUAACGACCUAUGAUGGAUUCCAGAGAACCGUGCAUUUAAGUAAGUCUUGAUUAUACAUAAAAGUACAAGAGGAGCUGCAAAUACACUUUUGAAUAUCAUAUU
This is a messenger RNA of Colossoma macropomum (tambaqui), 2103 nucleotides long. RefSeq names its product organic cation transporter 2 (gene slc22a3). NCBI's taxonomy places the organism in Eukaryota, Metazoa, Chordata, Actinopteri, Characiformes, Serrasalmidae. The record is from RefSeq and is a predicted model, not a curated record. Gene Ontology annotation, molecular function: transmembrane transporter activity. Gene Ontology annotation, cellular component: membrane. The coding region runs from base 274 to 1908 and encodes 544 amino acids. The transcript has 12 exons. Gene Ontology annotation, biological process: transmembrane transport.